AUGAAAGUUCAAGAAUCUCUUCUUUUCUUCUGCCUUUUAACACUGGCUUAUAUGCUGGCUUGUGCUAGAGGUCACAUAGUCCAGUCUACCACUCUUAGCAGAAGCAGUUUCCCUAAUGGUUUUAUAUUUGAAGCAGGAUCAAGUGCUUUUCGAGCAAGAGCUACCCAUGAAAGCAAUGUUGAAGGAGCAGCUCAUACAGAUGGCAGAGAACCAAGCAUAUGGGACACUUUCACAGUGGAAUAUCCAGGGAUACAGCCUUUGGUGACUUUAUUCCACUGGGAUCUUCCUCAAGCCCUUGAAGAUGAGUAUGGAGGAUUCUUGAGCUAUAAAAUUGUGAAUGAUUAUCGAGACUAUGCAGACUUCUGCUUCCAAGUUUUUGGUGACAGAGUGAAGUACUGGGUCUCUGUCAAUGAACCAAAUUUAUUUAGUUAUACAGGGUAUGUAUUCGGAGACUCUGCACCCGUUCGAUGUUCUGACUAUGUUGGGAAUUGUACGGCCGGCAACUCUGCAACCGAACCAUAUAUAGUUGUCCACCACUUGCUUCCUAGCCACGCCAGUGCAGUAAAGAUACACAAGGACAGGUGUCAGAUGGAUCCACAAGUGGCUACUGUUCAGAAAGGGAUGAAAGUUUUUCCUAGCAUAGGCCUAGGAAAAAGUAUAGAUGGCCUGGUGACUUUUCUUGAGAUGAAGAGGCAGAUCACGAGUUAUGGUUUGGGCUAUAAGCCAACUGAAGAGAAAGAAGAGCCAAAGCCUCUUAAGUUCUUGAAAUAG
Hevea brasiliensis (rubber tree) is the source of this 771-nucleotide messenger RNA. Its product is annotated as beta-glucosidase 17-like. Lineage: Eukaryota; Viridiplantae; Streptophyta; Magnoliopsida; Malpighiales; Euphorbiaceae. Gene Ontology annotation, biological process: carbohydrate metabolic process. Bases 1 to 771 code for a protein of 256 amino acids. The transcript is spliced from 5 exons. Gene Ontology annotation, molecular function: beta-glucosidase activity. The record is from RefSeq and is a predicted model, not a curated record.